AAGCAGUUGGCACGGUAUAACUAUGUGUUCCGUAUUACCAAAUUUAUUACAAAUGGGUAAGGAUCAACAGAUUUCUUUGCCACAAAAACUCACGAUUGAACAGCAUCAACAUCAACAAUAUGCUUUAAAGUGGAGUGAAUUCCAAUCGUCUAUCAUUAACUGCUUUCAACGCCUACGAGAUGAAGAAGACUUUGUGGACGUUACUAUAUCAUGUGAUCAGCGAUCAUUUACUGCUCAUAGAGUUGUACUUAGUGCCUGCAGUCCGUACUUCCGAAAAUUGCUGAAAUCAAAUCCGUGCAAACACCCAAUAAUUAUUUUACGAGAUGUCCGGUCAGAUGAUAUGGAAUGUCUUCUGAGCUUCAUGUAUAAUGGGGAGGUAAAUGUAGCACAUGAUCAGUUGCCAGAUUUUUUAAAAACGGCGCACUUAUUACAAAUUCGUGGCUUAGCUGACGUCACUGAGAACUGGCGUUCUUCAGGACAUAUAACGGCAACCAAACCAAUAGAUAAUUCAAUAUUUUUAAACAAAAAAUACCAGCAUGAUCCCGAUAAAGACAACUAUGGUGCCGGAACAGCUGAGAAAGCUAAUCUUCUUCCAAAAUGCAAAUCGUCGUCUGAACGACCGGUUUCGUCCACGAUGGUUUCGAGUUACUCCAAUGAUAUGAACAGGAACUCACCAGUUCUCAAGGAAAUAAAAACACCAGUACCGACACCUGAAAAUAUGGAUCUACAUCGCAGUCGCAAAAUCCUAUUAACGCCACCACCUCAAAAGCGUAUAAAAAGCGCCGACUUGUUUCGAGCGCAGCAUGGCAUUAAUACCAGCCUCCCACUUUCUGAAGGAGAAUUUUCCGCAAUUUCGCAACAUUCUUUAACGCGAGAGCGAAGACAUAAUGUCAGCGACUUUGAGCGGAAAAUGGAGCGUAUAGACGUCAAAUCUACAAAUGAUGAAAGUGGCGACGACGAGUCCAACUGUAGCAGCGAUUACACAAUUGAGCGCGUUGGUAACAACCAAGAGAUUAACGAUUCAGAAGAUAAUUCACGUCCUAUGAUGCACAAUGUAUUUCUUGGCGCUGCGAAGCCUUUGGAACAACAAUCUCUUCUAAAUUUAUCCGACUUUGAGACUCCAGAUGAGAUAUCAAGCAGCUUAAGGGAAAAUGCGUGCAGUCCACAAAAUACUUCACAUCCUUUUUCAACAAUAUUUCGGAACAGUUUUUGGAAUUCCAAAUAUAAAGAUGUCGAAAAAAAAGAAGUCGGUUUCAAUUGCAGUUCCAGUGUUCGGAACAAUUUUUCGAUAGAUAGUUUUUUAUCAAAAUCGACUGCAUUAUCCUUAACGGUGAAAACUGGAGUAAAAAAGCAACCAGCGAUUUUACAAGACAUGUUUAUAAAGGAAGAACAAAAACAGAGCCAUAGUGAAGAUGAAAAUAAUGACAAUAAUGAUCCUCCACAACUUCAAGAACAGUAUAACAAUAAUCAAUAUGAUAGACAGCGACCGUUAUAUAAUUACUUAUAUGAACUUCAGAAAUCAGCAAUUAAUCAUCAAAAUACUUUGGAUGCAAAUUUAAUCGCGAGAUCUUUUUCAUCUAAUGGUAGUAGUGAAUAUCCGGAUUUAUCAUUUACUACAGCCACCGUUUUCGACGAUCACGUCAAUAACAGUUAUAUACUACCCUGCCCUCUAUGUGAAACUCCAUUAGAGCAAAGAUUAUUUCGACAGCAUCUUGAUGGACAUUAUCCGCGAGAUAGCCCAGUUUGUCCAGUAAUCGAAUGCGGUCGUCGGUUCGCACAUCCGAAUUCGGUGAGGAAUCAUAUGCGAAUAAAACACACCCAUCAGUGGGCUAAAAUGAAAGUAAUGCGCUCUUCUGCGGGACCAUUGCCUAGUGGUGGACUGGAAUUAAACAAAAGAUGUAUGGGAAUUACGCAGGAUCCUAGAGCAGCUGCAACACUACAUGCCGCAAAAAUUGCUCAUCUAAGUGCAAUUGGAAAGAGCUUUGAUAACUUGCCAUCUUCACUAAUACAAGCGCAAUUGGAUUUGUCUAAAGAGCAAAAUUCCAAAGGAGAUAAUCCUAGUAAGGGGUGCAGAUCGGAGGGAUUCCAAAUUGGGUCCAUUUUGAGACAGCAUACCUCAUACGACACACCUCUUAACGAUCAAAUAUUUUCCAACAUAAGAAAGGAACAAAAUACCAGUGAAAUUACCACUUCGAAAGAUGCAAGCCAACCGACAACAGCAUCCCAAGCAAAAGACGUCAAAACUUAUGAUUUAAUAGAGGAUGGCGAUUUGAAUGAGAAGAAAUCACCAAAUGCAUAGUUCCAUUUACAUAUAAUAGAGACAAGCAUAUAAUAUUGCCAUUUAUAUACAUACAUACUCGUACAUAUGCUUGCAUAGGAAUAACUAACAGGCCUUAAACAUGUGUUUUAUGCAAUUUUUGUAUUGGUUCGUUCACAUUGUUGAGUUAAUAAAUACCGACGUACAAUUCUGGAUGAAUUUACAGUAAUCAUUAAUUUAAGUCUAACGUUUUUAUGAUUUUGAAAUUUUUGUGGUAGGACAAAUUAAAUACUCAGCGCUGAAAAUACUUAGGAUAAAUUUAAGUUCAUACAUUCACUUUAUGAUGGAAAUAUGUAUGAAAUGUCAACAUUUCGUCCUAGACCGCCGUAUUGAUCUGCCUUAGUUCAAAUCGUUCCUUUAAUAAAGUAAUAGAAUUAUACAACUGGUUAA
This is a messenger RNA of Ceratitis capitata (Mediterranean fruit fly), 2707 nucleotides long. It is a transcript of the gene ab, whose product is annotated as protein abrupt. Gene Ontology annotation, biological process: regulation of transcription by RNA polymerase II. Bases 23 to 2299 code for a protein of 758 amino acids. The record is from RefSeq and is a predicted model, not a curated record. Gene Ontology annotation, molecular function: protein binding. The transcript has 6 exons. Gene Ontology annotation, cellular component: nucleus. Lineage: Eukaryota; Metazoa; Arthropoda; Insecta; Diptera; Tephritidae.